AUGGUCUGUUGCGUCCUUGGCUGCGCAUGCGCAGGUGUGUCCCACUUCUGCUCCCAUCGCCGGGAUUUCUACCAGAGGUUCUGCCCUCUCUUUGAUGUCACGAAUCCGGUCGCUGUCCAAACGCCACCGCCGAAGGACACCUCCAAGGCUGAUCUUGAGACUCCGGAGAAGUCGGCGGCGCCUCGGGGCGUAAGCUCGAGCCCAAGCCCGCAGAAGAGGGCCACCUUGGCCAUGAGUGCCCCAGGUGCAGUUCAGGUCGUGAAAGUUACACCUGGCUACGAACCGAUCGUGCUCAAGAAGAAGUUGGAAGAGCACGAUGUGCCGCUGCAAAGCAGCGAGCUGCUUCUGCCGCUCCUUCAGCAAUGGGGCUCAGCGCGCCUGCAGCAGGUGCUAGAUCUCUGGAACUUCCUAGGGGAGGGUUCUGCAGGCUCCAAGUCGUGCAAUCUCAACCCACUCAGCGAUUCGGCAUUGAGCGUGUGGGGCCCGCGAGGUACCGGCAAGAGUGCAUUGGUCGAGGACUACCUGCAAAGGAUGCGCUUUCCGUACGUGAAGCUCAGUGGUCUCGGUGUGGCCAACCGGGCUGAAGCACACCAGCAGCUUGUGGGUCGCCUCACCUGCGCUGCCAUCAAGCAGCAGCGGUCGGCGAAGUCAGAGCUUGAAAGCUUGGACCCUGCAUCUGUCCCGAAGCACUUGCGUCAACUGGAUCAACUGCAGGCAGCCCUGGACGUCCCCUUAGCCACGCUGGAUCGCUUGUGUUGUCCGAAGGUGAUCAUCGUGCUGGACCACGUCGAGGAGCUUUGCCACCGCAUUGGCAAGGAGGGGCUGGAGCUCUUGAUGUGGUCUUUCACUGCUCAGUGGACCGAGACUCGGCCAAUGCUGCCUGGCUUCGCCCUCAGGUCUCGUGAGAAGAGGGCCUGGUGCUGCGAGCACGAAGGGAUCGCAUGUGAGGAAGAGUUCCACUGCGACGUUGCCAUCGGGAACUACCAGCUGGCCUGGUCGCUGGCGAAGAAGAGGUAUUGCUGCAAGCAUGCAGGUUUCGGCUGUGAGGGACUUCCGGACGAGCUUCUGCCCCUGACGACGCGGGCACCCCAAGUGGAUCCAGGUAACCUACUGGCAAAGGCUCCAGUGGCGAUGUGGCCAAAGGAGGAAGGUGCCGAUGCGGUUGAGCCUGACGAGGAUGUCUUGAUGCCCUGCGACGACAUCUCUCGCCGAGGGCUUUUUGUGGGAACAGUGAGGCGUAGCGAAGGGCAAGCUUGCUGGGAGAUCUGCAUGGAGGAGAAUUGGCGCAUGUGGCUCGCGCCGUGGCUCGCGCUGCUGCUGCUCCUCGUGCUUUGGAUCCUGGCAUUCUGGCAGGCCUGCUGCGCCGCAUGCUGCUGCUGCUGUCGCUUGAAGCGCGAGCCGGCAACAGGAGAGUCCUGGGCCCGGCGUUUAGUGUUAGCGAGCCGGUUCUGGUACCAGGCUCCCCUUGUCGCCGCCGGCUUCCUUUGGCUGGUUCUGGCAGGCCCCGGCCUACUCAUCCUGGAGAUGGACAGGUCGGCCGUCUGCUACAAAGCCUUGCUGAGUGGGCUGCUGGCGCUGCCACCACUUCCACAGGAGCUGCCCUGGUGGCUCACCUGGCUAUGGCUGCUGGAGGAGUACAAGGGAAGCAUCCUGGCUUUUCUCCUAGCCUCUCUGCGGUGGAUCACCGCCGAGGUAGUCGGGCGUUGCCAACGCUUUGAUGUUCCAGAGGGAUAUGACUCUUACCGCCCUUUGGCGAGUCGGCAUGGCGAAGACAUUGACUCGGUAAGGUGGCGGGAGGCUCAGGAAGAUGAUGAUGCUCCCUGGACUGUCUUGUCGCCCGAACAUGAAUACACCAGAUUAGCGGAAGCCCACGUCUGCGCCAAGGUGCGGCUUUUCCCAGGCCAGUUUGGCUUGGAUCUCGGAAAGUGA
This is a messenger RNA of Symbiodinium sp. CCMP2592, 1929 nucleotides long. Lineage: Eukaryota; Dinophyceae; Suessiales; Symbiodiniaceae. The record is from the annotation of a GenBank genome assembly.